CAACCUCAAAAGCAAUUUAACAUAGAGGUUUUUGUCUGGGAAUUUAAAAAUGAGUCCAGGCCACAGAGUAGGAUCCUAAUUCAACAUGAACAUGCCCAAAGUUUUGAGGUGUCUGCAUUGAAGAUUUUAGUUUGUCCAGCAGCAAAAGUUUGGAGGUGCUCUCAUCCAGGGUUUUGGGAUAGACCCACCUUUAGUUUCUUUGAAAAUUCUUUUUUGUUCCUGGAUGUUUUCCCAAAAAAGGAACCUUGUCUAAAACCAGGUAUUAGAAAUCCUAGUUUGGUUUUAUCUUUUCCAGUAAUUUACCAAUCUGAGUGUAGUAUAGGGACGGUACUUUAAUCUAAACCCUUGGCACUCAGUGGGGAAAAAAGAAAUCACAUGACCCAGUGGAUUUGAUUAGACUGUACACUUCUCUGCCAAUGCUUAGAGAGUAGCAGUGCGCUAGGAGGCAGUUAAGGGGAAGAUAGUGUUGGUAUUUCAUCCAAGCUCGGUGGAUCUGUUCACCAUGGGAGAGUUCCAACAGCAGCUGCUCACUCUUUUUGGGGGUCUAAUUUGUCUAUUUACUCUGGUGAAAUGCAUUAGAUUUUUGAAGUAUUUUUUCCCCUAUGUAUGGAAUGCUUUGCCUCGGUCUUUCUUUCGGUCAAUGGGAGAAUGGGCAGUGGUCACAGGAGCAGGAGAUGGAAUUGGAAAAGCAUAUUCCCUGGAGCUGGCAAAACGUGGAUUAAAUAUUGUUAUGAUAAGCAGAACACUUGAAAAACUGCAGAAAGUAGCCACUGAAAUUGAACAGGCCACAGGUAGAAAUGUGAAGAUCAUACAAGCUGACUUUACAAAAGAUUACAUAUAUGAGAAUAUUGAAGAAUGUCUUCAAGGAUUAGAAAUUGGCAUUUUGGUUAACAAUGUUGGAAUGCUUCAUAAUCCUCUUCCAUGCCGUUUCCUUAAUGGAGCAGACACAGACGAGAACCUCAUCAGCUGCAACAUUAUCUCUGUUACCAAGAUGACACGGAUAAUUUUGAAACAAAUGGAGCCAAGACAAAAAGGACUUAUUCUGAACCUUUCUUCUGGUUUGGGCACCUUCCCUUGUCCAUUAUAUACUAUAUAUUCGGCUUCUAAAGCUUUUGUAUGCACAUUUUCCAAAGCACUUCAAGCAGAAUAUAAGGCAAAGGGAAUUAUCAUACAGGUGGUGGCUCCUUAUGCUGUUUCUACUCCAAUGACAAUGUAUCAAAAACCCAAUCUCAUAACAAAGACGGCAGAGGAGUUUGUUAGAGAGUCACUGAUUUAUGUUACUGUUGGAGAGGAGACAUUUGGUUGUUUAGCCCAUGAGAUCUUGGCGUGCAUCCUGCAGCUCAUUCCGUUGUGGGUAUUCCACAGUGACAGAUUUCAAGAGGUGUUCCUGAACACAUUUCCGACUUACCUGAAAAGGAACUGGAAGAGCCCCUAACAAAAUCAACUUUUUAGACCAUGUGAAAUUGUGAAUCCUAGCUUCAUACACUAGAAUUCUGGGGGCUAAAGUCAGCUCUGGAUGAAUUUGGCCCAGCAUGCUUACUGAAGAAGUUUACUAAGGGCCUGGUCCAAAGGCCAUUGAAGUCAAUGUUUUUCCAAAGACUUCAAUGAGCUUUGGAUCAGUUACAGAGGGAUGGGAUGCUACGGCUGCUUUUGCUUCUUUAAACUGAGCUUGUAGAUGGUGCAGCUGUUUGAUGUUUACAAAUAAAACAAUUUGCAUUAUUUCCAAACAGGUUUGUUUGCUUUGAUGCUUUUAGGAAGACUCACAUGAUCUGUGAAGGGGCUUUGGAUUUUUGUGGGAGAACACACAGAUUAUGCUGGAGGAGGAGGAGAUAGUGGGAAGAGAUUUUAGAGGAUGGAGGGAAUCUGUGCAUAGGGGCUUUGGAAGUUUGCAGGAACAGUGUGUAUUAGUGGAAAGGGCUUUGGAGUCCUCCAAAGCAUUUUAUAUGAAUCCCUUUCACAGACAGGAUACUGGACUAGGUGGACCUCCAGUCUGGUGAUUUCUAAUCCUGUGUUUGUAGGAAGAUGAAAGCUUACGGUGAAGACUUUGAAUCUAGAUUGUGUAAUGUUUUCCAAAUAUCUUUCAGAACUUCUCUUUAUUUUGUGUAGAAUUUGGAAGUGAGAGUUUUUACAACGUUGUUUUGUUUGUGCAUUCCAAAAAGCUA
Messenger RNA from Trachemys scripta elegans, 2162 nucleotides. It is a transcript of the gene HSD17B3, whose product is annotated as hydroxysteroid 17-beta dehydrogenase 3. The record is from RefSeq and is a predicted model, not a curated record. Bases 503 to 1435 code for a protein of 310 amino acids. Gene Ontology annotation, cellular component: endoplasmic reticulum. Gene Ontology annotation, molecular function: oxidoreductase activity. NCBI's taxonomy places the organism in Eukaryota, Metazoa, Chordata, Testudines, Emydidae. The transcript has 11 exons.